GCGGGGGUGGCCGCGGCCGCACGCGGGAGGCCGCAGUUCUUUGCCCCUCGGAGCAUGGGGUGGGGGGCAACUUCAAGUCCGUCUCGGACAGUUCCCCCUGAGUCUUCGACCUGUACCCCUGGCCCUCGAACCGUCGUCUCACUGAGCCUGCUUCCUUUUCUCAGACUGGCCUUCCCUUCCCCUUAAUCCUGCCCCGCGGCCACUUCUCCGCACCCUCCCGGACGCCGGAGCAUCGGGCGAGCGCGGCGCUCCGGGAGCAGAAGGACGCGGGGCGCGGUGAUCUCACUCCCUCUCCCGUGCGUGCGGCGCGGCUCCGCCAAAGGGCGGGCUGGAGGAGAUGCCAGCCUCUUCAAAUAGAUCCAUCCAACCACCUGGGCGCGAGUGUCACCGCGCUCACGGCUGAAACACAUAUUUUGGGGUCCCAGAAAUCUAUCCACCCCCCGCCCCCCAAAGUCCCACAACCACUGGGCUGAAAGAUGCGAAGUGUGACCUUGGAGAGACAGAUCAGGAAACACAUCAGAGUCUAGGGCCAGAGGCCAUGGCCUGCCUCCACGAGACCCGCACACCCUCCCCUUCCUUUGGGGGUUUUGUGUCCACCCUGAGCGAGGCGUCCAUGCGCAAGCUGGACCCAGACACUUCUGACUGCACCCCUGAGAAGGACCUAACACCGACCCAGUGUGUACUUCGAGAUGUGGUGCCCCUCGGUGGGCAGGGCGGGGGUGGGCCCAGCCCCUCCCCAGGCGGAGAGCCGCCCCCUGAGCCUUUUGCCAACAGUGUCCUGCAGCUACACGAGCAGGACGCGGGGGGCCCAGGAGGAGCUGCUGGGUCCCCUGAGAGUCGGGCAUCCAGAGUCCGAGCAGACGAGGUGCGGCUGCAGUGCCAGAGCGGCAGCGGCUUCCUGGAGGGCCUCUUCGGCUGCCUGCGUCCUGUCUGGACCAUGAUUGGCAAGGCGUACUCCACGGAGCACAAGCAGCAGCAGGAAGACCUUUGGGAGGUCCCCUUUGAGGAAAUCCUGGACCUGCAGUGGGUGGGCUCAGGGGCCCAGGGUGCCGUCUUCCUCGGGCGCUUCCAUGGUGAGGAGGUGGCUGUGAAGAAGGUCCGAGACCUGAAGGAGACGGACAUCAAGCACCUGCGAAAGCUGAAGCACCCCAACAUCAUCACCUUCAAGGGUGUGUGUACCCAGGCUCCCUGCUAUUGCAUCCUUAUGGAGUUCUGCGCCCAGGGCCAGCUGUAUGAGGUACUACGGGCUGGCCGCCCUGUCACCCCCUCCUUGCUGGUUGACUGGUCUAUGGGCAUCGCCGGUGGCAUGAACUACCUGCACCUCCACAAGAUUAUCCAUAGAGACCUCAAAUCCCCCAACAUGCUCAUCACGUAUGAUGAUGUGGUGAAGAUCUCAGACUUUGGCACUUCCAAGGAGCUGAGCGACAAGAGCACCAAGAUGUCCUUUGCAGGGACAGUAGCCUGGAUGGCCCCAGAAGUGAUCCGCAAUGAACCAGUAUCUGAGAAGGUGGACAUCUGGUCCUUUGGCGUUGUGCUAUGGGAGCUGCUGACUGGCGAGAUCCCCUAUAAAGACGUGGAUUCCUCAGCCAUCAUCUGGGGCGUGGGAAGCAAUAGCCUCCAUCUGCCCGUGCCCUCCAGCUGCCCCGACGGCUUCAAAAUCCUGCUUCGCCAAUGCUGGAAUAGCAAACCACGAAAUCGUCCAUCAUUCCGGCAGAUCCUGCUGCAUCUGGACAUCGCCUCAGCCGAUGUGCUCUCCACACCCCAGGAGACUUACUUUAAGUCCCAGGCAGAGUGGCGGGAAGAGGUCAAGCUGCACUUUGAGAAAAUCAAGUCAGAAGGAACCUGCCUGCACCGCCUAGAGGAGGAGCUGGUGAUGAGGAGAAGGGAGGAGCUCAGACAUGCCUUGGACAUCAGGGAGCACUAUGAGCGGAAGCUGGAGCGAGCCAACAAUCUGUACAUGGAACUUAAUGCCCUUAUGUUACAACUGGAGCUUAAGGAGCGGGAGUUGCUACGGAGGGAGCAAGCCUUAGAGCGGAGGUGCCCGGGUCUGUUGAAGCCACACCCUUCCCGAGGCCUCCUACAUGGGAACACAAUGGAGAAACUCAUCAAGAAGAGAAAUGUCCCACAAAAAUUGUCACCCCACAGUAAAAGGCCAGACAUCCUCAAGACAGAGUCUCUGCUGCCUAAACUUGAUGCUGCCCUGAGUGGGGUGGGGCUUCCUGGGUGUCCUAAGGGACCCCCGUCUCCAGGACGGAGUCGCCGUGGCAAAACCCGUCAUCGCAAGGCCAGCGCCAAGGGCAGCUGCGGGGACCUGCCUGGGCUUCGUGCUGCUGUGCCAGCUCAUGAACCUGGGGGACCAGGAAGUCCAGGGGGGCUAGGAGGGGGACCAUCGGCCUGGGAGGCCUGCCCCCCAGCCCUGCGUGGGCUCCACCACGACCUCCUGCUGCGGAAGAUGUCUUCUUCGUCCCCAGAUCUCCUGUCGGCAGCCCUGGGAGCUCGGGGCCGGGGGGCCAGUGGAGCCGGGGAUCCUGGCUCACCGCCUCCAGCCCGGGGUGACACCCCCCCAAGUGAGGGCUCAGCACCUGGUUCCACAAGCCCAGAUUCGCCGGGCGGAGCCAAAGGAGAGCCUCCUCCGUCUGUUGGGCCUGGUGAUGGCGUGGGGCUACCAGGAACUGGAAGGGAAGGGACGGCAGGAAGGGGAGGCCCCCGGGCUGGCUCCCAGCACUUGACCCCAGCUGCUCUCCUCUACAGGGCUGCUGUCACCAGAAGCCAGAAACGCGGCAUCUCCUCCGAGGAGGAAGAAGGAGAGGUGGACAGUGAAGUGGAGCUGACGUCAAGUCAGAGGUGGCCUCAAGGCCUGAAUAUGCGCCAGUCACAAUCUACCUUCAGUUCAGAGAAUCCCUCGGACGGAGAGGAAGGCACAGCCAGUGAGCCCUCCCCCAGCGGGACACCUGAAGUUGGCAGUACCAACACUGACGAGCGGCCAGAUGAAAAAUCUGAUGACAUGUAUUCCCAGGGCUCGGAAAUUCCCUUAGACCCAUCUGCUUCUGAGGGGGUUCCUGGCCCUGUACCCAGCUCCUUACCACUCCCAAAUCAGGACGUACUAAGAGGGAAGCAGGGCCCUCCUAAUUCUGAGGACUCAGACUGUGACAGCACUGAACUGGACAACAACAGCGGUGAAGCCUUGCAGCCCCCUGCCUCCCUCCCUCCUUGAAAGCCAAUCUUAUUCCUGUAUAUAGAGAAAUAUUUAUAUGAAUAAUAUAUAUGCGCCACAUAAUCAGAGUAAGAUGGGGCUAUCCCAGCGAGUCAGGUUGAAGACUGACCCUGAAAAAUUCACCGAUAAACUCUAGGGACACUGACAGCUGUGAAAAUGAAGGGCAACUGCCCUAGAGUUGUGGGUAAGGGCAGACUAGCCCCUUGCUGUUUUUCCCACCAUGUUCAACAACUUAAAAGACUUGCCUCGAGUUCCUCUAUAAUCUCCCCCCCACCCCCAAAAAAACUGGGGAACAGGGAAGGGAGCCACUUAGACUGCACUUUUUUUGGUUUUCUGUUUACAUAUUUUGCACUUGGGAGGCUAAAGCUGGGGCCUCCCCUCUGAGGUUUCUCAGGUGGCAAAUGUAACUAAUUUCUUUGUACCUCCAUUUCUCUGCCAAGUUCUGGCUUAGGGGGUGGGGGGAGGUUAGGAGAUUGUGAACGCAUGUGUUUGGCUCAGGCUAAAGAACUGGGGUGUAAGUCCCUGCUUUCUAAAAUCCUGGUGCCUGACUGGGGUGGGUAUUGUCAUAUUGUAAUCCCUGUGAAAACCUUUGAAAUAUAACCACUCCAUGCAGGCCCA
This is a messenger RNA of Sorex araneus (European shrew), 3832 nucleotides long. It is a transcript of the gene MAP3K12, whose product is annotated as mitogen-activated protein kinase kinase kinase 12. The transcript is spliced from 14 exons. NCBI's taxonomy places the organism in Eukaryota, Metazoa, Chordata, Mammalia, Eulipotyphla, Soricidae. Gene Ontology annotation, molecular function: ATP binding; JUN kinase kinase kinase activity. The record is from RefSeq and is a predicted model, not a curated record. Gene Ontology annotation, biological process: protein autophosphorylation; JNK cascade. The coding region runs from base 539 to 3214 and encodes 891 amino acids.